Molecule: messenger RNA, 210 nt
Organism: Mesocestoides corti
Lineage: Eukaryota; Metazoa; Platyhelminthes; Cestoda; Cyclophyllidea; Mesocestoididae
Source: the annotation of a GenBank genome assembly
AUGCAGUGCGUGGAGCGGUGGGUCAAUAGCAUUCCGCCGGACGCCCCGACUUAUGUGCAGAACUCCCUAACGCAACUCGAGAUCCUCUCCGACCCCAAGUCCUUUCCUGACGAACUCCCUGUCUCCGAAGACACGCCAACCUGUGGCGACACCAGUAUUCCCGGCACUAGUGGUGGCAGUGGAGGUGGUGGACCUACGCAUCAGACAUAA